Fonsecaea erecta is the source of this 1563-nucleotide messenger RNA. RefSeq lists its product as hypothetical. The transcript is spliced from 2 exons. Bases 1 to 1563 code for a protein of 520 amino acids. NCBI's taxonomy places the organism in Eukaryota, Fungi, Ascomycota, Eurotiomycetes, Chaetothyriales, Herpotrichiellaceae. The record is from RefSeq and is a predicted model, not a curated record. Gene Ontology annotation, biological process: carbohydrate metabolic process. Gene Ontology annotation, molecular function: hydrolase activity, hydrolyzing O-glycosyl compounds.
AUGUCGGAACCACAUGUCAAUCCAAUAAUUCCUGGGUUUGCUCCCGAUCCUUCUGUCGUGUUGAUUGACGGUACAUUCUUCCUCGUGAAUUCUUCGUUUCAUGUUUUCCCCGGACUCCCUAUUUAUGCCUCGAAAGACCUCAUCUCGUGGAAACAAAUUGGAAAUGCUAUUAAUAGACAAAGCCAGCUGAGCCUUACAAGGUCCCGGACAAAUUUGGUUGACUUGAAAGAUCUUGGUGAAGUGAUGCUUGCAACUGGUGGAUUGUACGCUCCGACAAUCCGUCGCUAUGGAGGGAUAGUCUAUAUUCUAUGCACCAACGUGAUUCAUGACGACGACCCUUCUAUGGACAACUUGAAGCAGAACUUCAUUGUCACUACCGACGACAUCUGGUCUAACAAAUGGAGCGACCCCAUCUACUUCGAAUUCGAUGGAAUCGACCCGAGCCUCUUCUUCGACGAUGAUGGACGCUCAUACAUUCAAGGCUCAGCUUCACCUGGACCAAUGACGAAGAUCAAUCAAUUCGAGGUUGAUCUCCAGACCGGUAAGAAAUUGUCAGAGGAGAGGAAAAUCUGGGAUGGAAAUGGCGAUAUCUAUCCCGAGGGUCCUCAUCUCUACAAAAAAGAUGGCUGGUACUAUCUUAUGAUCUCUGAAGGAGGUACGCAUGAGAAUCAUAUGAUCACUGUGGCGCGGUCCAAACAUAUUUGGGGCCCAUACGAGUCAUUCAGCGGAAACCCGAUCCUGACUGCUCGAGGGACGAACGAGUAUAUACGAUAUACUGGCCAUUGUGAUGUAUUUCAGGACCAACAAGGCCAAUGGUGGGGAGUCUGUCUAGGAGUUAGAAAAGCUGACGGGAGGUUCAUCAUGGGCCGUGAAACUUUUCUUACCUCUGCUGCGUGGCCUGAGGGCGAGUGGCCGAGCCUGAGUCAGGUCAAAUUGGAUCCCAAAUUGCCGAACGGGGAAGAGAUGGUUCGACCUGAAGGCAGUCGUGCAGUCACUGCCGCGCCAAUGGUUGACUACGUUUAUAUUCGAGAUGCGGAUCUCCAGAAACACCAAUUCUCGGCCGAUGGCAACAACAUCACUCUCACAUCCAGUCCAGAUGACAUUUCGCAGUAUCCGAAGCCGGUCACAUUUGUGGGAAAGCGGCAACGCUUACUGAGCGGCACGUCGCUGGUCACGAUGCACAAGCCUGGAGCUCAGGGCAAACUAGAUGCCAAAGCUGGAUUGGUGUGCUACCAGGACGAGCAUCGCUACGCCCGGAUCUUCUACGACUUUGCAGAAUCUUUGCUGGUGUUCGAGAUAGUCAAUAACGCCAAAUCCCUCGCACGAACAUCAAAGCGAAGCUUCCAGCUGGGAGAAUCUGUUUCACUACGCAUUGAAUACACGGAGACGACGUAUCGCUUUUCAUUUAGAGACGAGCAGCUUUCCACGGACUUCUCAGUCCUUGAGUCCCUGGAUACACUGGACCUGACCGGACCAGAUUUUGUCGGACCAAUCAUGGGCAUCUUUGCGGUGGGUGCGGGACAGGACUUCCAGGUCCAGUUCAGUGGGCUUCAGGUCGACUAG